AUGCGGGCGGGCGGCGGCGGGCGGCGGCGGCGGGCGGUGCUGCUGCUGGCGGCGGCGCUGGCGGCCUGUGAGGCGCCGCCGCGCGCCGCGCGGGCCCAGCGCCUCGGCGCAGGCGCGGACGCAGGGAACGGGACGAGCUGCGUCCUCUCCUCUUCGUCGGAGUUUCCCGAGGGAUUUUUUACACCGCAGGAGAGGAAGGACGGAGGAAUCGUUAUCUAUUUCAUAAUUAUACUUUACAUGUUUCUGGCGGUGUCUAUCGUGUGCGACGACUACUUCCUGCCUUCUCUGGAGAUCAUCAGCGAGUGCCUUGGCCUGUCCCAGGAUGUUGCUGGAGCAACUUUUAUGGCUGCUGGAAGCUCUGCACCAGAGCUUGUCACUGCUUUUCUAGGAGUCUUUGUGACAAAGGGAGAUAUUGGUGUUAGCACCAUCCUUGGAUCAGCAGUCUAUAAUCUUCUUGGUAUUUGUGCAGCUUGUGGGCUGUUUUCUAGUGUGGUUUCAAGGCUAUCCUGCUGGCCACUAUUUAGAGACUGUCUGGCGUAUACAGUUAGUGUAGUGGCGGUCCUUGUGAUGAUAUCGGACAACAGAAUUUACUGGUAUGAAAGUGCUUCCUUAUUAUUUAUAUAUGGAUGUUAUAUUCUGGUACUGUGUUUUGACAUUAAAAUCAGUCAAUAUAUCAUGAAGAAGUUCAGUCCCUGCUGUACAUGUUUUGCAAAAGCUAUGGAAGAGAAUGCGGAGCAGCAGCCACUAGUUGGAUGGAGGGAAGACAGCAGACCCCUAAUUCGUCAACAGUCAAGAAAAGAUAGUGGAAUUUUUCAAGAUGAGCUGGACUACUCACAACUUACAACAAGUUUGCAUGGGCUUGAUGAAAUCUCUGAAGAUCAUCCAAGCAUCUUUACCAUGCCUGAAGCAGACAUGAAGAGAAUUUUGUGGGUGUUAUCCCUUCCUGUUAUUACACUACUCUAUUUGACAAUACCAGAUUGCAGAAGACAAUUUUGGAGGAACUGGUUCAUGGUGACAUUUUUAUUUUCAGCAGCAUGGAUUUCGGCAAUGACUUAUGUUCUUGUAUGGAUGAUAACAAUAGCAGGUGAAACACUGGGAGUUCCAGAGUCAAUAAUGGGCCUCACAUUACUAGCAGCAGGAACAAGUGUACCAGAUACAGUUGCAAGUGUGCUGGUGGCUCAAAAAGGAAAUGGAGAUAUGGCUAUGUCUAACAUUGUAGGAUCCAAUGUAUUUGAUAUGCUGUGUUUGGGAAUACCCUGGUUUAUAAAAACUGCCUUCAUAAAUACAUCAGGACCCAUAGAAGUGAACAGCAGUGGUCUGACAUAUACAGCCAUUUCUCUUAUCUGCUCGGUUGUUUUUAUUUUUCUUGCAGUUCACCUGAAUGGCUGGAAAAUAGAUAAAAAACUGGGAGCAAUUUGUCUUCUACUGUACUUACUAUUUACUGUACUAUCAAUUUUAUAUGAACUUGGCAUCAUAGGGAAUAAUCCUACAAGGGUCUGUGGUAACUAGUUUUAAUCAGUGAUUAUACUGAAAAAAAAAUAAAAGCAAGAGAGAAAGUUAAGUUUCUUCAUUUAGUCAAAAAAAAUUCCAAAACUCCCAUUGGGCUCUAAAUCUUAUUUACAGAACUAUGUCAUAGCAUUAAAGUAAUAUUAAGUAGAACAAAAACAUCACAGCCUAUUUGGAGCCCUUUCUUUUAGAGUCAAGAAUUACAGUAUGACUACAAUGCAUAUAUAAAACCAAAAUCCUGAAAAAAGACAUCUAAUUUUUACAUUACAAUGUUGAUACAGGCUGGGGAAAAAAAUAAAAAUAAAAAAAAACAACCUAGGAAACACUAAACAAAUCCCACUAUGCAAUCUUGAGAUUAACAGAGAAAAUGGCUUAUUUUAUUAAAAACAGUAUAACCAUUCAUUUAAACUGAAUGACUAGAGACACUUGGCCUAAUUUUCCAAAGGCGCUGAGCAUCCAAAGCUCCCACUGUCUUAAUGGGACCUGCAGGUGGCUCAGUGCCUCUAAAAAAAAAACCAAAAAAAAAAAAAAAGAAAAAAUAAAUCAGGCAAAUUGUCUUUAAAAACCAAACAUAGUAAGAUUCAGUUAACAAGUAUCACAGUAUAUUAAACACUAUACUGUUAAAGGCUGGUGGGAUUUAAAAGUUCGUUUUUACAGCUUUUGUAAGCAUACAAUGUUACUAAAAACGACUUACUAGAAUAGAGAAGCUAAACAGACAUAGGAAUGUUCCUGAAUACAUAGUUUUAAAUUAUGCAUUGCGAUCCAAGCGUACAUCAAUUUCUCUGCCACUGAUUUUUAUGCCAUUCAUUAUUCUACAGGCUUUUUCAGCAGAUUCUGGUGAGUCAAAUCUGACUGUUCCACAGCCUUUUGAUUUUCCGUUCUCCAUUUUUAUUUCUGCAAACAUUACAUGACCUGAGUAAAUAAGUUAAACAGCAGUUACUUUAAGUCUUCAAUACUCUAACAACUUAAAGAACUAAUUAAAAAUGAUCAGGAAACGCUUUUUAUAUUUUCAAAUAUAAUACAUGGAGACAUACAAAAUUAGUACUUUCAGACUGAUGACCACUUAGAGAAGGUGACAUUGGUCAAAAGAGCAGUGAAGAAUCCAAAUCAAGACCCAUUGUUUCAAGUCUUUCUUUUCUAGUAAGAUGAAGUAUGGUCAUAUUUGACCUCAAGUUUGGAGGGAAAAAAAUAAAGUGUCCUAUUAGACUAAGUUUCACAUUUAUUCAGCCACUCUGCCAAAAUGUGACUAUUAAGAUCCAUUAGCUGAAUUAUAGUUCGAUCUAAUCCACCAUGUUCACUACAGCAUGACAAUCACAAUAACAUACCAAGUAAUCACAGCAAUCAAGUAAUUUUGUCAGGAAGUUGCAUACCAAGAAUAGAGACUGAAAAAUAGUAGUUACCACUUAAGUGUGGAGGGAAAGCAGCAUGCAAAGCCCAAUUCCUUUCUCUGUUCUCUCCAAGAUGGACACUAUUUACUCAUAAGGCAACAUUUUUAUACAGACACCUUCAUACCACAGAAAACAUUCAGGGUUGGAGCUAAUGAAUUUUUUAUUAAGAUAGUUUGUAGCACACCAUUCCUGAGCCCCAAAAUGCUAGUAAGACCAAGCAAAUCUCCCUAGAAUACAUACUUUUUAAGUGUCAUAUAAUAAAAGACUGGCCUUUCACUGAAAAAAAUUUGAGCACCGGGAGACGUAUUCUUUAUAGCCCCUAAUGAUACUGACAUGCAAGCAAUCUGUUGCUUGUUCUUGUGCUCAUCAUUCUUAAAAAUCAUUUAACAUAAUUACUACAUCUGUUCGUUGCUGAGGAGAUUAUUAUAAAAAUAUCUGAACUCUCUCCAAAGGUGGUCCAUACAAUUAAAACUUUAAAUAAAGAGGGCCUGUUUAGCUAUUUCUAGAAAACAAUAACCCCUCAAUAAGCAUAUUAUGAAAAGCUUGGUGCUAACAGGAUAUCCAUAGCUUCACAAAAAUGCAGAUAUUCAACAUAUAUCACUUGAUAGUACAACUGUACAUGCAUAAGAAGUUGUGUUUCUUUAAGAAUGUGUUUUUAAAUACUUUUUACCUAAAAAUGGCAAAGAGCUGCCAUUUUUAGUAGCUCUACAGAAGAAUGUUAUUUUCACGUGUCUAUCCAUAUUAAGUUAGGGCAGGGAAAAAAACACGCAGAAUAACUUCUGAAAAUUUCUGAAGCAAAAUCAAAGAUGAACAGUGUCUUACUGGUUUCAUAGAUGAGCUUGUUAAUCAAGCAUGAGUUAAAACACUGAACAUGAGUUACGGGCCAGCCUUUUUUUGUUUGUUUGUUUGUUUUGAGAGUUUAUGUAGAGCUUUAGUUGAGUGGAAUUCUUAGCAUGGGACUAGGAUAGAGACCUGCAUCUCUGAGAAAUUACAUUAAUAGCAACAUAGCCCUGAAGGCAGUAAAAGAGGGAAUUUCACUCUGGAAAGAUGGUACUCUAGAUUUGGCUAUAAUUCAGCAACAAAAGCUUUCAGUCCUUGAAUACAUGCAUCCUUUAAGUUCCUCCAGCUACAGAGCAUCUGAACACCUGAAAGUCAGUGUAGUUUAACUGCAAGUUCUCACUUAUACCAAAUUUGCAAAUAGUUAUGUGAAGACUGUCUUUACUAUUAGAUACCACUACUAUGUUUUUCCUUUCCUAUCUAUCCAAAAUAAGCAAAGCUGUCCUGUAAGACAGUUAAAACUUUCCAUUCUGAAAGUGAGUUUUGAAGAGAACAGUCAUUUAUUUCUACAUCCCAGCUUCACUUUGCAUUCAUUUCUGUAAUUUAGAAAACUUGUCUUUCUACAGAAAUUAGAGAAUUACUGGAUAUUCAAAAGAUCUUAUAUCUUACAUAAAAAGAGAUACUAUUUUUUAAUGAAAAGGGAAGCAUUACAGCCUGCAAAUACACUAAUCAGGAUCACUUACCUUCAUAAAAAUAUAUUUGCCACUUUGGUAAAAUUACUGACCGCCUCAAUGCAGUACCAUUUCUGCAAGGGAUGUAUAACCUGGAUGAGGGCCACAACCCCUCAGGCAUUUGACUCAAAAUAAGCACAUUGUUAUAGGCUAGGUAUCAGCCAAAGGAUACAUAACACCUGUUUCAAAAAACAAUCAAAAAACACCUCAGAAGGAAAUUUUAUUAAUGAAAUGGAUUAAAGCUUGGCUCUGAGUGCUCAGAUGUUACAACAUAGGCCAUAUUGUACCUUGGUUUCAGGUUGCAGAAUCAUGUUUAAGACAUGGGUAAAAAUUAUUUAUAUAACUCUCAGGAAAGCAAAAAAAAAGAUUAGGCUAGUCAAACUCUUCUUUAGGAUAAGGCAACAACUUCAUCCUGCUGUGCUCAUCUAAGACACAUCAUAUAGACCAUGAUGUCAGUGGAGCUUAGUACAAAUGAGAUUCACAUACAUACCACAUUGACUGAAUUUCUCCUUUAGCUUCUGCCAAGUCAAGUCAAAAGGAAGCUAGAAUAAGAAGGGUAUUAACAACAUUACGUGCUGUUCCUCUCUAUGUAAUAUUUAAUCAAACAUGCACUCAAAAUAAGCUAAUGCUUUCUGUGUAUCCAAAUGCUUACAUUUCUGACAAAUAUCUGGUUGCCUUUAGAGCCUAAUCUCUCUCUCAUGCCACCUCCCAUUGGGCCAGCCAUAAAUCCUCGAUCCAUAUCGAUGUUCCUGUCCAGGCCUCCACCCAUAGCUGGUCGUAUUCGAUCAAAACCAGAACUCAUCCGAUCCAUCCCUACUCCCAUUCCGCCAGGCAUACUGCUCAUACCACCCAUUCCAACACCUACAUAGAGAAAGAAAAGGAGAAUUAACAAAAAAAAAAAAAACCAAAAAAAUACAGUAAUAAAUACACAAGUACCUUGUAAAAAUUAAAAUUCUUUUGUCAGGAGAAAAAAAAAUCUUAAUAAAACUGAUGCAAUACAGAGCAUAACUUCAUACAUGCAGUGAUUCAUACCUAAUAUUAAGUGUUAGAAGAUACAACAUGUUAGUUCAAAAUAAAAACCAAACUGCAUCAAGCUGCUAGUUAUACCAUCUAACAUGUUGUUCAGCAUUUACUAUGCAAGAUACUGAGAUUUAAAGGCUGCCUAGUUUCAUUAAAAUCUUAUGUAUCACACCAAAAACAGAUUAAAUAACCAUGGAAAUAUUAAGAUAUAGGUAAUGACCAUAUAAACCGCUGCAAAUGCAGGAAGCAAAAUAAAUAUUCAGCUUUACUGAAUGCAGCUAUGCCCAGACUUAACAACAAUCUUCUAAACAAAGCAUCCUCUGCAGAGAGCAGAUGUUACUGCACUACUGUGAAGAGUGCACUUUCCUACAAUACAUACAAUGUAUUAAUAUACAUUAAUACCUAAAAAGAUUAAUAGUAUUCAAAUAUCCCAUUAAUUUUUAAUUAUGAGCCUAGAAAGCUUUUAGUAUAAAGUAGAACUAUCAAGAUUAUCCAUGGGGAUCUUUUCUUUAAGUGGUAUGCCUCUCAAGAUGACCACUAGCAAAAUCUUAGUUUCUUACCUGCUCUAGCUUGAAGGUCUCAGACAUUUGCCAUAAUACAAACUCAGUAUUGGAGUUUUGCACAAAAUUAAACUGACUGAUAAUUGGAAACUCAAGCUUUGAUUGGGUAUGAAAAUAAUUUCUCAUCAUUAAAACAAACAAGUUCUGCUUUAUGAAGUUCACACAAAUAACCCUGCCUUUUUUCCUGAAACACAAGUUUACUCGAAAUACUUCUCCAUCAACAUAAAGAACAGCAGAAGUCCAAAUGGUUUCAAAGCUAAGAUUAAAAGAAAGACUGUAUUAGUACAUUUUCCUCUGAUCUUUUACCUCAACAAAACUGCUUCAUAAACUAUUAGAUCUGCGGUCACAAGAGACAGAAUUCUACCUCUUUUAUCACUGACAGCACUACACCACAGCAAAAAUUCUCCAUGUACACUGUAUCAUUACCUUGCAUACAUAUUUGCAUUCUAUUGAAACAAGUCAACCUACUCAAUACAGGUUCUACUGGGCCCAUCCUAGAUGCUCCUACUUCUCCUGCAAAAACACCAACCAUUGUACCACCUAAACAGAAAAAAAAAUAAAGGGACAUAUGCUGAA
This is a messenger RNA of Rhea pennata, 6558 nucleotides long. RefSeq names its product solute carrier family 24 member 5 (gene SLC24A5). The record is from RefSeq and is a predicted model, not a curated record. The coding region runs from base 1 to 1509 and encodes 502 amino acids. The transcript has 9 exons. Gene Ontology annotation, biological process: melanocyte differentiation; calcium ion transmembrane transport; intracellular calcium ion homeostasis. Gene Ontology annotation, molecular function: calcium channel activity; calcium, potassium:sodium antiporter activity. NCBI's taxonomy places the organism in Eukaryota, Metazoa, Chordata, Aves, Rheiformes, Rheidae. Gene Ontology annotation, cellular component: membrane; trans-Golgi network.